Tilletiopsis washingtonensis is the source of this 627-nucleotide messenger RNA. RefSeq lists its product as hypothetical. Bases 101 to 493 code for a protein of 130 amino acids. The transcript has 3 exons. The record is from RefSeq and is a predicted model, not a curated record. Lineage: Eukaryota; Fungi; Basidiomycota; Exobasidiomycetes; Entylomatales.
CCCUGCCGCAUCGCACCCUGCCGUCCCGCCACCACACCUUCCGCACCGUCGCAGCCCAACCCACCCUUCACCCCUCCCGCUAAUACCUCCCGCCGCCACCAUGCACGCCUCCUCCGCCCUCAUGGCCCUCACCGGCCUCGUCGCCGCCGGCGUCGCCCUCGCGCAGAGCGGCCUCACCGUCGCCACGCCGCCGGCCUUCGUGCAGUGCCAGCCCAUCAACCUCAGCUGGAGCGGCGGCACUGCGCCGUACUUCCCGCGCAUCACGACGCCCGGCGCCUCGGGCACCACCGUCGUGCAGUUCGACCAGACGAGCAGCACGUCGCAGGUCUGGACCGUCAACCAGGCCGUCGGCUCGCAGUUCACCAUCGCCGUGACGGACUCGACGGGCUUCACGCAGUACUCCAGCACCACGAACCCCGUCGUCGCCGGCAGCUCGAGCAGCUGCGUCGGCCAGUCGAGCUCCAGCGGCUCUCUCUUCGCCUUCUGCUCCUGAACAAUGACGACGACGAUGAUGAUGAUGUCCUGCCGCCUGCCGCUGCGCCACCUCCACGACGCACACGCCCCUCGCUGCUUCCCGCUUCACCCUCUCCCACGUCCGCCCACCUGCAUAUUCAGUCUUCUCCCUCU